AUGCAGCGCCUCACAUUCGUUUUCGCCCUUGUCGCUGCCCUCACAGCCAAUGUUCACGCAUCGUCAUCAUCAUCAUCAUCAUCUGCAUACGACGACCUCCACCAACUGUUCAAACGGGACGCCGAGAAGCUGCCCUACGACACGCUGCCCGAUACCAACUGCACACAGCCCACCGCUUGCUCCAGCAUCUCCCAGCCCGUCUCCGAGUGCCGCUGCAGUCCCUUGCUGACCAUCUGCAGAAACGACAAUGGCGAGUUCUGCUGGGGCUCGCAGACCUUGAAUCAGGACCAGGGCUGUCCUGCUGCUCCCGACUCGUGCAGCAGCGCAAACCUCAACGGCACCUCGUCCUGUCUCUGCAACAGCGACACUGUCCUCUGUGUCGACAACUACAGACACUACUGCUAUGGCUCCUAUGAAGGCUCCGGCGCCCAGGCGUCUGUCUCAGUCCAGGCUUUCCCUUCGGAUGGCGCUGCUCCUUCCUCUGCCGCAAGCGAUGAUGCCUCGAGCAACGAGUCCAACGAAUCCUCGGCCUCCUCCAUCACCGCUUCGUUCCUUGGCACUGCUGCUGUUGUAGGCACUGUUGUAUCGCUCUCCCUCUAA
Messenger RNA from Zychaea mexicana, 600 nucleotides. RefSeq lists its product as uncharacterized. The record is from RefSeq and is a predicted model, not a curated record. Lineage: Eukaryota; Fungi; Mucoromycota; Mucoromycetes; Mucorales; Lichtheimiaceae. The coding region runs from base 1 to 600 and encodes 199 amino acids. The transcript has a single exon.